Molecule: messenger RNA, 897 nt
Organism: Prorocentrum cordatum
Lineage: Eukaryota; Dinophyceae; Prorocentrales; Prorocentraceae
Source: the annotation of a GenBank genome assembly
AUGCCUGGUGUGCGGUCUUACGUGGACGCGCCUGCACUGGGCAAAGCUCUGUCUACCUUUCAGUCUCGCCUCCUCGAGCGGGGUGCGUGGGAUCGAGCGGCGCACCCCCGGCCUGGCAAGCGCUUCGUGGAGGUCUGGGAGCAUGACCGCCAUGACCUGCGCAUGAUGGUCAAGGGCAAAGAGCUCCACGGGAAGCCGGACGCUACCGCCACUGCGCCUGCGGCGUCUGGGAAGGUCGCGGCCUACUGCGCCUGGAGAGAUUGGCGCCUCACACGGGGCAAGCACAAGCAAGCGAGGGGAGUUCUCGUACGCGCUGAUCGCGGUAAACACAUCCACACGGCGCUGGCGUCAUUGCUGGACACCAAACGAACGGCAUGGGCCGACAUUCAUAUGGAGUUGACGAUGGUGUGGACGCUCUGGCACCUGCCUCCCAACAUGGCCAUGACCGUGACCCUCCAAGUGAGGAAGCCUAGGCUGUGGUGCCUGUUUUUCACCAUCGUGCACCAGCAGACCUUUUGUGAACGGCCUGGACGAGCCCCGCCCCGAGCGGGAGUAAUAGCUGCCAACGACAAGGCGGUACUCACCAACGAUGCCGUCGAGCAGACGGAAUCGGCGCCGCACUCGAUCGACACGCUCAUCCCGUAUUUGGCCCAGCUCAUGACUUCGCUGGAUGCAGUUCUUGACAGGCGCGGUCGCAUCUCUCUCGGCUUCGCGGCGCUGGGCCUGGCAGUCUCGCUGACGAUCGAGGUAGCGAUACGAGUCUGCAUCUGGCUGUCGACGUUAGUGUUCGGGAUCGUGCUGGAGCUCGGGACUGCUGGCGAUCGAGACAGUGCUGGAGCCGUUGAGUUUCACUGCCUCAAGGUCCUGCCCGAGGGCCCGCGGGUCGCUACCUGCAAG